UCCGGGCUGGGGUGUUUGUUUGGACUGGAGAAGGGAGGCUGCGGGCGAAACGCGCGUCGAGCGGGGGAGCGGCGCUGCCUGUGGAGAUCCGCGGAGGCCGACCGGAUUCGUUGGCUGCCGUCCCCGCUGCCGUGCACUGGGUUAAAAACUACAUCUAACGCCAACCAUGAAAGAUCCAAGUCGCAGCAGUACUAGCCCAAGCAUCAUCAAUGAAGAUGUGAUAAUUAACGGUCAUUCUCAUGAAGAUGACAAUCCAUUUGCAGAGUACAUGUGGAUGGAAAAUGAAGAGGAAUUCAACAGACAAAUAGAAGAGGAGUUAUGGGAAGAAGAAUUUAUUGAACGCUGUUUCCAAGAAAUGCUGGAAGAAGAAGAGGAACAUGAGUGGUUUAUUCCAGCUCGAGAUCUCCCACAAACUAUGGACCAAAUCCAAGACCAGUUUAAUGACCUUGUUAUCAGUGAUGGCUCUUCCCUGGAAGAUCUUGUGGUCAAGAGCAAUCUGAAUCCAAAUGCAAAGGAGUUUGUUCCUGGGGUGAAGUACUAAAAUAUUUGAGUAGACGGGGCCCUCUUUUGGUGGAUGUAGCACAAUUUCCACACUGUGAAGGCAGUAUUAGAAGACUUAAUUGUAAAAGCUCUCUCUUGUCACUGUGUUACACUUAUGCAUUGCCAAAGUUUUGUUAGUCUUGCAUGCUUAAUAAAAGUGCUGAGACUGUUAUUAAGUAAAAAGCUGUCAAACAUUUACUGAGAAUAGAAUUGGCCCCAUGGCUUGAAAUGAAGACAGCAAGGAAAGAAG
Dama dama (fallow deer) is the source of this 790-nucleotide messenger RNA. It is a transcript of the gene PAIP2, whose product is annotated as poly(A) binding protein interacting protein 2. NCBI's taxonomy places the organism in Eukaryota, Metazoa, Chordata, Mammalia, Artiodactyla, Cervidae. Gene Ontology annotation, molecular function: mRNA regulatory element binding translation repressor activity. The record is from RefSeq and is a predicted model, not a curated record. Bases 167 to 541 code for a protein of 124 amino acids. Gene Ontology annotation, cellular component: cytoplasm. The transcript is spliced from 4 exons. Gene Ontology annotation, biological process: negative regulation of translational initiation.